UUUGUCUGCAUUUAUCGGUUCUGACAACCUUCACAAGCACAGUAACUUGUUUUACGAAGAAUAGCCGUGGUACAAACCGUGAUCUGUUCCGACCUCUUCUACACCAGCAACCAGACUGUUCAGGUCCAAAUCAAGAUUUAACACAAACAACUGGAAAUAUAGGCAUCUCUGCCAAGAAAAGGAAAAAAAAGUUUUCUUAAAGUGCCUAUAAAAGCUGUGCAUGGGCUAUUGUCUGCUGGACACAGAAACAGUUGGAUGAGUGGAACUGCUCUAUUUCAAAGGUUCUUUUAAAGGUUUCCUUUUCCUCUAACAGUAUCAGUAUCAGCAGCAGAAGGAAGAAGUCCAGACUGUGGAGCUCUGUUCUCAAGAUGAUCCCUCACAUGGCACUUUGUAAGUUCUUUCCUCUGGUUCUAGUGGGGGUGGUGGUGUUUGCUGUGAGUGGGAUCUUUGGGGACCCUCUGUUUGAGUGCCUCCAGGACACCGACUACAGUGAGCUCCUGGACAUGGUGGAUAAAGGUCUUCCUGCCACUAAGGCACCUCGUCACGUAGCAAUCAUCGGCGGGGGCAUCGCUGGACUGACUGCUGCAAAGUUUUUAGAAGAUGCUGGACAUAAGGUGACCAUAAUAGAAGCCAGUAACCGUAUUGGAGGACGCGUGGAGACCUUCAGGAAUGAUAGAGAAGGCUGGUAUGCAGAAGUGGGCGCCAUGAGGAUCCCCAGCUUUCAUAAAAUUCUGCUGUCCUUUGUCUCAAAAUUAAAAAUUCCCCUGAGACAGUUCAUCCAAGAUGACAUCAACACCUAUUAUUUUGUAAACGGAGUGCUACAGAAAACAUAUACUGUGGAAAACAACCCCGCUGUGCUCAACUACAGCUUGAAUGACAGAGAGAAGGGGAAGUCGGCUGCUCAACUAUUCAGUCAGACACUCUGGAAGGUAAAGGAUGACCUCAAGGCAGUCGGCUGCCGAGCCAUGUUGGAUAAAUAUGAUUCCUACACAGUGAAGGAAUAUCUGGUGAAGGAGGGCAACCUGAGUCGUGGGGCCUUGAGGAUGAUCGGGGACAUCCUGAAUGAAAACAGCCUCUUCUACACAUCACUGAUAGAAAUGCUGUACAUACAGUCAGACAUCAACGACAACACUGAGUAUUUCGAAGUGACAGAUGGCUUUGACCACCUGCCGAGGGCUUUCUAUCAGCUGUUGAACGCCACGAUCCUCCUCAACUCCAAGGUCAAGCUGAUAAACCAAACAGGCGGAAGAGGUGUGACAGUAACAUACCAGGACUGGCGUAAUUCAGGCUCCCUGGCCAACCUAACAGUGGACUACGCCCUGGUUACGGCCACAGCCAAGGCCACGGUCUUCAUUGACUUCCAGCCGCCUCUCUCUGGGGAAAAGAUGGAGGCCCUGCGCUCAGUUCAUUACGCCAGCUCCACCAAGGUGGUGCUCAGCUUCAGAGAGCGCUUCUGGGAGAAAGAGGGCAUCAGAGGAGGGAAGAGCAUCACAGACCGGCCCGCUCGCUUCAUCUACUACCCCAGUCACAGCUUCCCUGGAACGGCUGCAGGAGCCCUGCUGGCGUCUUACACCUGCUCUGAUGAUUCCACGCUCUUCCAAGGGAUGAGUGAGGAGGAGCUGAUGGCUGUGGUGCUGGAGGACUUGGUGAAGAUCCACGGAGAGGACAUCAGGCCUCUGUGUACAGGGGGGCUGGUGAAGAAGUGGGGCUUGGAUCCUUACAGUCUGGGAGCCUUCGCCCUGUUCACACCCUACCAGCAGGGACACUACGCCAGAGAACUGUUCCAGAGCGAGGGACGGGUGCACUUUGCAGGAGAACACACGGCCAUGCCGCAUGGCUGGAUUGAAACUGCCAUGAAGUCUGCCCUCCGGGCAGCUCAGAAUAUCAACAGCCUUACAGUUUAGUUUAAUGUGUAGAAAAUGUUUUGUUUACAUAUCUUUCUUUAUGGUUGUUUGACAUAUUGGUUAUAUCUUGUGAAUACUGGUGUAUCAAUGUUAACCCACUGAUAUGCCAUAAAAAAAACUUGUGUGUUAUAUACAUAUUUAUUGGUGUAGGUAUGUUUUUAGAGUUGUCUUUUUAUCAGCAGCACAAAGCUUAUAACUGGCAACUUAUUAAAUGACAUUUUGAUCAGACUCCAAAGAUCAACAUACGAAUAUUAAUUCUAUUAUCAGAAUCAGAAUCACAGAAACGAAAUUAGCCAUCAACCCGUCCAAACGUAUACUUAAAACACACAUACAAUAUGACAGAGGUGGACAGGACAGGGAGACAUGGUUGUGAAUUGCAGGGCAUUAAUAUCAAAUGGUGUAUUUCAGAGGAUAUUCCAUGAUUUUAACACUGAAUUACAGCUGAACGUUAACUGAUAACUAUUUUCAGUACUAAUGAUUACUUUGCUGACAUUUUCUAGACCAAACAGGUAUUUCUUUGAUUGACAAAUAGUGAAAAAUGCCCAUCAUGGUUCAGUCCAAGUUGGUGUAUGCAAAUUGCUCAAUUUGUCCGAAAAACAAUCCCAACACCCAAACACUUGCCAUACUAACAUUUACGAAAAAAAGCAGGGAAUCCUCAUAUUUGAGAAGCUGGAACCAAGCAACAAAAUAGUCGCUUCUAUUUUGAUGAACCUUGAAUGAUGGACCUUCAUGUGACAUUUCUGUAUCUAUAUUUCACUUCAGUUACUUUAUAUUUCAGUUACUUCAUUUGACUUUUAGUUUGACCAAAACAAAGAUAAUUGAAUUGAGUACUUUCUUAAAAUUUUCAGUCAUCUGGGUCUAAAAGCUUUUAUUUAAAGAGAAAAUAUUUUAAAUAUCACCUUCCACUUUGUGCUGCUUUGUUUCCUUGCCACUGUAUUGUUAACCCUGCACGACAAGGCCUUCUUCGAUAACCCUUUCUAACAAAGGUACAACACAUAUAUUUUGUAAUACUUAGUUAUUUAAUGCAUGCAUUAAAUAAAAGAAAUUGAGAAACUUUUUGGAGCAGAACCUUGUGUUUUCUUCUUCCAUCUCACACUCCCUCGUAGAAAAAACUACCUCCAUCUUAACCAGCUACAUCAGUAACAUGUUACGUACUGAUGCAUUU
This is a messenger RNA of Centropristis striata (black sea bass), 3069 nucleotides long. RefSeq names its product interleukin 4 induced 1 (gene il4i1). Gene Ontology annotation, molecular function: L-amino-acid oxidase activity; polyamine oxidase activity. The record is from RefSeq and is a predicted model, not a curated record. The coding region runs from base 369 to 1904 and encodes 511 amino acids. Lineage: Eukaryota; Metazoa; Chordata; Actinopteri; Perciformes; Serranidae. The transcript is spliced from 10 exons. Gene Ontology annotation, biological process: amino acid catabolic process.